Molecule: messenger RNA, 1083 nt
Organism: Beauveria bassiana ARSEF 2860
Lineage: Eukaryota; Fungi; Ascomycota; Sordariomycetes; Hypocreales; Cordycipitaceae
Product: actin patches distal protein
Exons: 2
Coding region: 1-1083 (360 amino acids)
Source: RefSeq, a predicted model, not a curated record
AUGGCACCGACAGCCACGCGUCGCAAGCCCGUCAAGCAGAAAAUGGCCGUCUCGUUCAAGUCGCUCAUGUCGUCGGUCCUCGGCCGGGGUUCCGACGGCGGGCCCACGCCCAUCGAACAGCUCUUCCCCAAGACGGACCCCGCGGUCGACGGCGACGACUGCCUACAUGAUUGCGAGGGGUGCAGCGUAAAGUACCCGCGCGGCUUCAAGAUUGAGACCGAGGACUACCUCUAUGGGCAGGUCAAGGAGUGGGCGACGCAUGUAGUUGUCGCCACGGGCAAGUCGGACUGGGUGCGCGACAGCGCCGAUGAAAAGGGCAGCGUCAUGGAGGCGAUUGAGAAAUCGGCGCCCAGGCCCGCCAACGGGAAAAUGAAGUUUUCGGCGUCCAACAUGCCCACCCCCAACGACACCACCGACUACUCGGAGCCCACCACCGUCCUGCUCCUCCCCGCCUUUACCCUCGUCCGCAACGUCCAGCCCGCCAACGUCUCGCAGCUCGUAACCGACAUUAUCGACAAGGCGCCCACCAACCGGUCCCCCAUGGCGCCCUUUUCCCUACCCGCCUCGGUCCCCGGUGGCGGCGGCGCCACGCCCGAUCUCAUCACGAGCAGCUGCCCGCACAGCGCCGUCAUCCUGCUGUGCAGCCAGAAGACGCGCGACGCCCGCUGCGGCCAGAGCGCGCCGCUGCUGCGCAAGGAGUUUGAGCGCCAUCUGCGCCCGCUCGGGCUCGCCCGCGACUUGCACGACGAGCGGCCCGGCGGCGUGGGUAUAUACUUUAUCGACCAUGUCGGCGGCCACAAGUACUCUGCCAAUGUCAUGAUUUAUCGCCGCGCCAACGCCUUCGAUCAUGACCAAAAGGCGACAGUGGCGACGAACGGCGCGGGCGAGAACGGCACAGGUGAAAACGGGGCCGUGCCCGUGACGCCGGACAUGGGCGCCGCGCAGUGCAUGUGGCUCGCGAGGGUCCGGCCGGAAGACUGCGAGAAUAUCGUGCGGUACACGGUCCUCAAGGGCAAGCUGGUCAAGCCGGAGAGUCAGCUCAGAGCGGGCUUUGACCGGUGCAAGGGACUGAUGAGCUGGUGA